AUGGUAACCGCUCUCUAUCCGGGUUCUUUCGACCCGGUAACGAUGGGACACCUGGAUGUGGCCCGUCGUGCUGCACGGUUGUUCGAUAAAGUUCUGGUCGCCGUGUACGACACACCUUCCAAGAGCCUACUGUUCGACACCGCAGAACGCGUGGACCUCAUGCGUCGAGCCGUGGCCGACAUCGGCAACAUAGAGGUGAUUCCCUUUACCGGCCUGGUGGUGCAAUGCGCCCGGGAUACCGGCUCGGCAACCAUCAUCCGCGGUCUGCGCAGCGGCCCCGAUUUUGAGUAUGAAUCCCAGAUGUUCUUUAUGAACCGGCGGCUGGAACCUGACGUCGACAUGGUUGCGCUGAUGAGCGAUGCGGAACACAUGAUGAUCAGUUCCAGCCUGCUCAAAGAGGUGGCGCGGCUGGGAGGCGACAUCACCGAAAUGGUGCCACCCCACGUGGCCGCCGCCCUGCACGAGAAAUUCCAGCUGUCGGCUCAAUAG
Molecule: messenger RNA, 489 nt
Organism: Geodia barretti
Lineage: Eukaryota; Metazoa; Porifera; Demospongiae; Tetractinellida; Geodiidae
Source: the annotation of a GenBank genome assembly